Molecule: messenger RNA, 2540 nt
Organism: Jatropha curcas
Lineage: Eukaryota; Viridiplantae; Streptophyta; Magnoliopsida; Malpighiales; Euphorbiaceae
Product: heat shock protein 83
Biological process (GO): protein folding
Molecular function (GO): ATP hydrolysis activity; ATP-dependent protein folding chaperone; ATP binding
Source: RefSeq, a predicted model, not a curated record
AGAACCUAGAACCCUGUAAAUCUCUACUAUAUAUACCUCCAUGAAAUGCCAAUCUUGUCAGCUUAAAAUCUUCUGCGAUCAUCUCGAAACGCUUUAUCGGGCUCUGUCUCCAAUCUUUCCUGCAUUCUCUUGCGCUGUUGUGUGGUGUUGUGUGAAGUAGUGGGGAAGAAUGGCAGAUGUUCAGAUGGCUGAUGCAGAGACCUUUGCCUUCCAGGCUGAGAUCAACCAGCUUUUGAGUUUGAUUAUCAAUACUUUCUACAGCAACAAGGAGAUUUUCCUUCGUGAGCUCAUCAGCAAUGCAUCUGAUGCUUUGGACAAGAUAAGAUUCGAGAGCUUGACAGACAAGAGCAAGCUCGAUGCUCAACCAGAGCUUUUCAUUAGGCUUGUUCCUGACAAGGCUAAUAAGACCCUCUCUAUUCUUGAUAGUGGUAUCGGCAUGACCAAAGCAGAUUUGGUGAAUAAUUUGGGUACAAUUGCAAGAUCUGGAACCAAGGAAUUUAUGGAGGCAUUGCAGGCUGGUGCUGAUGUGAGUAUGAUUGGUCAAUUCGGUGUUGGUUUCUACUCUGCUUAUCUCGUGGCAGAGAAAGUCAUUGUGACCACAAAGCACAAUGACGAUGAGCAAUACAUCUGGGAAUCACAAGCCGGUGGUUCUUUUACUGUCACAAGGGACGUUAGUGGGGAGCAACUUGGUAGGGGUACUAAGAUUACUCUUUUCCUCAAAGAGGACCAGCUUGAAUACUUGGAAGAGAGGAGAAUUAAGGACCUUGUGAAGAAGCACUCUGAGUUCAUCAGCUAUCCUAUCUACUUGUGGACUGAGAAAACAACUGAGAAAGAGAUCAGUGACGAUGAAGAUGAUGAACCCAAGAAGGAAGAAGAGGGAGAUGUUGAGGAUGUUGACGAGGAGAAGGAGACUAAAUCCAAGAAGAAGAAGAUUAAGGAAGUUUCACACGAGUGGCAGCUCAUUAACAAGCAAAAGCCCAUCUGGCUGCGCAAGCCAGAGGAGAUAACCAAGGAGGAAUAUGCCUCCUUCUACAAGAGCUUGACCAAUGACUGGGAAGACCAUCUUGCCGUCAAGCAUUUCUCUGUUGAGGGUCAGCUUGAAUUCAAGGCUAUCCUCUUUGUUCCAAAGAGGGCUCCAUUUGAUCUUUUUGACACCCGCAAAAAGUUGAACAACAUCAAGCUUUACGUCAGGAGGGUCUUCAUUAUGGACAACUGUGAAGAACUCAUUCCUGAGUACUUGAGUUUUGUAAAGGGUGUUGUUGAUUCUGAUGACCUACCUCUUAACAUUUCUCGUGAGAUGCUUCAGCAGAACAAGAUCCUCAAGGUGAUCAGGAAGAACCUUGUUAAAAAAUGCAUUGAGAUGUUCAAUGAGAUAGCAGAGAACAAGGAAGACUACAACAAGUUCUAUGAAGCCUUCUCGAAGAACUUGAAAUUGGGUAUACAUGAGGACAGUCAGAACAGAUCCAAACUGGCCGACCUUCUUCGAUACCACUCGACCAAAAGUGGUGAGGAGCUGACAAGCUUGAAAGACUAUGUUACCAGGAUGAAAGAGGGCCAGAAGGAUAUUUACUAUAUUACUGGUGAAAGCAAGAAAGCAGUUGAGAACUCACCAUUCCUAGAGCGGCUCAAGAAGAAGGGCUAUGAAGUUCUAUUCAUGGUGGACGCCAUAGACGAGUAUGCGGUCGGCCAGUUGAAGGAAUAUGAUGGAAAGAAGCUGGUUUCUGCCACGAAGGAAGGAUUGAAGCUUGAUGAUGAAACUGAGGAAGAGAAGAAGAAAAGGGAGGAGAAAAAGAAAUCCUUCGAGAACCUUUGCAAGACGAUCAAGGACAUUUUGGGAGACAAGGUUGAGAAGGUGGUGAUCUCUGAUAGAAUUGUGGACUCUCCAUGCUGUUUGGUGACUGGAGAGUAUGGAUGGACAGCUAACAUGGAAAGGAUCAUGAAGGCUCAGGCAUUGAGGGACAGCAGCAUGAGCUCUUACAUGUCCAGCAAGAAGACUAUGGAAAUAAACCCGGAUAAUGGUAUUAUGGAGGAAUUGAGGAAGAGGGCCGAGGCUGACAAGAAUGAUAAAUCUGUCAAGGACCUCGUGUGGCUGCUCUUUGAGACUGCCUUGCUGACCUCUGGCUUCAGCCUUGAUGAUCCGAACACGUUUGCUGCCAGGAUUCACAGAAUGUUGAAGCUUGGUCUUAGCAUUGAUGAGGAUGAGACUGUUGGUGAUGAUGCUGACAUGCCUGCCUUGGAGGAAGAUGGUGCCGAAGAGAGCAAGAUGGAGGAAGUCGACUAAGCUCUUAUAAGCAAGAAAAGGAGCUUUCUAGUAGGCUUGCUUUUGCGGUCUGGUCUUAUGAGUAGUGAGGGUCUGUGUCUGUGUUGAUAACUUGAUAUGGUCCCUUAGUGUCAUUUAUCAGUCUCGUUUUCUGGGGUCUCUUUCUAAGGUCAGCUUUGUGUCCCUGAGAAUGGAUAUUAUGGUAUGUUUCAUCUGAAAUCAAUACAGUCAAUGGUUUCUCUGGCAAUGUCUGUUGUUUCUUUUCUCUGAUCACGUUCAA